Pelodiscus sinensis (Chinese soft-shelled turtle) is the source of this 3103-nucleotide messenger RNA. It is a transcript of the gene GABARAPL1, whose product is annotated as GABA type A receptor associated protein like 1. NCBI's taxonomy places the organism in Eukaryota, Metazoa, Chordata, Testudines, Trionychidae. The record is from RefSeq and is a predicted model, not a curated record.
GGAAUAAAAACCUGCGUAGCGCAGAACAGAAGCCGAGAUUUUUUUCAGCCAAAUAUUUCCCAUUUGAUGAUUUGCCCCUCCUCCUCCCCCCGUCCCUAGUUCUUCCCAUACGUGCCUGUAAUGGAUCCGAAAUGCUAGCAGGUGAAAUGGUGCAGCCUAGAAUGAUGGAAGCUUCUCCCUGUGACAUCACAAUGCUGAAUUUGCUACAUCGUUGUUUGUGUUCCAUGAUCAGCUGUAUUUCUGUAACCUGGGAAAUUGACAGAAGAAUUCAAAGCAGCACCGAAAACUCUCAGCUUACCCCAGAAUUUGCUUGAAGCCUAUAUCUUUGAUAUCAAAGGCUUUAGAAGACACUUUAAAUCAACAAUCUCAAAAGGAAAAACUUGAGACACCAAAAAAACCCAGCAUGAAGUUCCAGUACAAAGAAGAUCAUCCUUUUGAAUACAGAAAAAAAGAAGGGGAGAAAAUCAGAAAGAAAUAUCCAGACAGGGUCCCUGUUAUUGUAGAGAAGGCACCCAAAGCCAGAGUACCUGACCUGGAUAAGAGGAAGUACCUUGUGCCUUCUGACCUCACAGUUGGCCAGUUCUACUUCUUAAUCCGAAAGAGGAUCCACCUGAGGCCAGAGGAUGCCCUAUUUUUCUUUGUCAAUAACACCAUCCCUCCCACUAGCGCUACUAUGGGUCAGCUGUAUGAGGAUAACCACGAGGAGGACUAUUUUCUCUAUGUGGCCUACAGCGAUGAGAGCGUCUAUGGCAAGUGAGGCUGGUCAGCAGGUGCAUAGGCCAAAUGGACUGAGAGGAAUGGUGGGAGGGGGGAUCCACGGCGGAGAGGAGGAGGACUGAAGCGAUAACUGGAAGGGAACCACAUGCCUAGUGCCCUCAUUUUCACACACAUGGUGAUUUCUUAUUACUCUUCAUGUUACUUUUUCUGUGGGGUGGGGGGAGGAGGGAGGAAACGUGGCUUAGUGGAGUGAAGGGGCUGAGCUGUGUGACUGGGAGGUCCAUGGUAUGGCGUUGGGUUAGCUGGAACAGCCCUGCUAAGCAAGCCAGACUCACAGCUUCCAGGUUCCCUUUGCGGAGGGAGGGAAGGACUGCUGGGGACCCUGUGCGCACAUUCUCUGGAUGUGGGAGUGACUGUGUUCUGUGGUCCCUCUCAUGUUGAUUUUCAUCAUCUAGCUUGGGCAUUCAAGUAUGACAUGUGCUUUGGUGAGCUGUGUCCCAUUUGAGGUUCCCUAUGCUGGACAUCCUCAACCUCGCCCAUGCAUAGUUCCCCUACUGCUCUGUUAACCUUUCCUUCACCAAGGUUUAGGGAUUACCCAGGCUGAGAUGAGGAAGGUGAGGGGUUUUUUUUGUUUGUUUGUUUUUAAUAACUGCAUUUGUGGGCUGGACCAAACACCAAGACUGGCUCCCCCUGCUCUUUUCAUUGCAGCCUCACCUAAUACGUAAGCCCUUUACUUUCAUUCUUCCCCUCCAGGUCUUAUGUAUAGAUCUUGUGUGGCCCCCAAGAGCAGAGUAUUUCAUAGCCAUGCACACAUUUGGUCCUAGGCUUCUGAUGUUAGGCAAUUAUGCUACACUGUGAACAAGCAGUGAAUCUAUAUUUUGGGGAGGGUUUGCCUGAACAUCAUCAGGAGAGACUUUUCAAUUUUUUUAUUUUAUUUUAUUUUUGAGUCAGUGUUGCCCUUACAAAGGUGGCAGAGAAAUCUCAUCCCAUUCAGGCCAGAUGCUGAGAGACCAAAGCAGUGCUUUUUGAAUGGCACAAACAACUGAUGUCUCUAGAACUGCCAUCAGUCUAAUCCGGGGGGUAGGAGUUGAAUUUUGGGGAAGUUCUAUGUUGGGAUUUGAGCAAUAAUUAAAUAGUUGAAUAUAAUUACUGUAAACAUUCUUCUAUUAUUGGGGGUUGGAGGCAGAGAUCUAGAUGUAGGAAGCAAACAAGAAGGAUGGGAAGAAUAGAUGGACUGUAGAUGAAGGGGAAAAUAUGACAAACAUGUUUUAAUUUCAUAAGAUGAUUUUACCCAAACUCAUAUUUUCCUAGGAGGAUGAGAAUGGGGGCUGAAAAAAUAGGUUAGCACUUCACUGAAGCAGACAAAUAAGCUGCUACCCUCUGGCGAGGUGUUGGAAAUUUGUCAUGAUUUCCCUUUCUAACUUUUUGAAUGGUUGUUCCACUAAAAUGUGUAGAAAUAGAAGAGCAUGUUGUGGAUCAAGACUGAGGGGCAUACGCAGAAUGGUGUUGGAAACCAAGGGUUGGAAUAGCAGGAGGCUGCAAGGCAGGGCUGAGGGGCACUGGCAGGGCUGUGUGGGGAGCCCAGGGCAGGAAAAGAGGGGCAGGGUCAUGGCAGGAGGUACUGCAGUGAGGACUGAGAUGUUUUGCUUUAGAAAGGGGAACGAGAGGUGAAAGCUAUAGAUAAGUGUUCCCUAUUUGCAAUCUGAGUUCAGGUUUGCUCUUCUGUCACACUCCUCAUAAGGGAUUGCCCUCUGGGAUAAUCUCUCACACAAAAUAUCAUUAAAGAUCCCUUUCGGUGUUUACUAGGUUGUCAUGACAUAAUUCUCCCUGAGCCUUCUUCCCUCCUCUCCUCUCUGCUUACUGGGGUAUUUCUUUCUCGUUUGGAUGGAAAUCCAUAUUGGUCUCUCAUUUCACAAGCUCUGAAUGUUCUGAAGGUUAGAAAAUCCCUUUGGGUGAAGAUUGGCUGCAGCUGGGGGUGGCAUUUGCACUUCUCUCCCCUAGUCUUGUGCUUGCUCACACACUUAUCUCCACUUGUGUGUUCUCUCACUCACACAUACUUUCGCUUGUGCAUGUCUUGGGGACACAGCUGCAACCCCGGGUGUUUGAUUUUUGUGUCCAUACCUCCCCCUAGCACUGCAAUGCUUAUGGGAAUAAUUCUGGCCAUUUGUUACAUGUGGGGGUUUAUGUUAGGUUAGUUUGUUUAGAUUAUUUUAACUGGAUUGCGGCAUUUACCUCCAUUUUUGCUCUAGUCCAAUAUUGUAAAAGGCGAUGAUGAUGAUGAUUUUUUUUUCUGUCAGGAAUUCUAACCAGCUGAAGGUUCUUGUAAAAUAAAGUUCAUAUUGUAUGGGCUAAAUCUGUUAAUCAAUAAAGACACGUUUGCAAAUCA